Molecule: messenger RNA, 1659 nt
Organism: Phytophthora nicotianae INRA-310
Lineage: Eukaryota; Oomycota; Peronosporomycetes; Peronosporales; Peronosporaceae
Product: glucose-6-phosphate dehydrogenase
Exons: 1
Coding region: 1-1659 (552 amino acids)
Biological process (GO): glucose metabolic process; pentose-phosphate shunt, oxidative branch
Molecular function (GO): NADP binding; glucose-6-phosphate dehydrogenase activity
Source: RefSeq, a predicted model, not a curated record
AUGCUCUCGCAGCUCAAACGCAGAUUUACCCUCGGACGACGCAGUAAGAUCCUCGGCGAAGAAGACGACCACUCGGCGACCACCAUGAGCCUUUCGAACAGCAACAGUACCAGCUCCCUUCCCCCUGUGGACGAGCACCACGGCUGCGAGUACCUCGACACGGCGCUGACCAUCUUCGUGAUCGGUGCGUCGGGCGAUCUUGCCAAGAAGAAAACGUACCCGUCGCUCUUCGCGCUCUACACCAUGGGUUACCUGCCUGAACACGCGGUUAUCGUGGGAUACGCCCGCAGCGCCAAGAGCGAGGCCGACUUCCGCGAGCAGAUCGCGCCCUGGAUCAAACCCAAGACGCCCGAGGCCGAAGCUCGCAAGGCGGCCUUCCUCAACAUGUGCAUCUACCGCAGCGGCAACUACGACUCGGCUGAAGACGUGGGCAAGGUGAGCAAGGAGAUGGAGGCACUGGAAGAGGCCCAGGGCUUCCCUGUGGCCAACCGUCUCUUCUACUUCGCCAUCCCGCCCACGGUCUUUGUGCCCAUCGGCACGAGCAUCAAGAAGGCGGCACUGACCACGCGUGGCUGGAACCGUCUCAUUGUCGAGAAGCCCUUUGGUCACGACCUCGACUCGUUCGACAAGCUGUCGCAGGACAUGAGCGCGCUGUACUGCGAGGACGAGAUCUACCGUAUCGACCACUAUCUUGGCAAGGAAAUGGUCCAGAAUCUGCUCGUGCUGCGCUUCGGCAACGCAAUCUUCGAGCCUAUCUGGAACCGCAACUACGUGUCAAGUGUGACCAUCACUUUCAAGGAGGAUAUCGGUACUCAGGGCCGCGGUGGCUACUUCGACUCGUUCGGCAUCAUCCGUGACGUCAUGCAGAACCACCUGCUACAAGUGCUCUCGCUUGUGGCCAUGGAGCCGCCUGUGCAGGCUGCUGGCCACAACUACUCCAACUACAUCCGCGACGAGAAGGUCAAGGUGCUGAACUGCAUUGAGCCUAUCAAGCUCGAGAACACGGUACUGGGCCAGUAUGAGGGCAGCAAGGAACGCAACGAGCCGGGAUACCUCGAGGACCCGACCGUACCCAAGGGCUCUGUGACCCCCACCUUCGCUACUGCUAUUAUGUAUGUCAACAACCCGCGUUGGUCUGGUGUUCCGUUCAUCAUGAAGGCUGGCAAGGCUCUGAACGAGCGCAAGGGAGAGAUCCGCGUGCAGUUCCGUCCGCCUCCUGGAGCGCAGCACUUGUUCCCGGGUGUCAAGAUCCCUGUGCAGGAACUGGUGCUGCGUCUACAGCCUGAGGAGGCUGUGUACAUGAAGAUGAACGUCAAGAGCCCUGGUCUCCAGACCCAGGCGAUCUCGAGCGAGCUGGACUUGUCGUACGCUGAGCGUUACGAGGGGGCAGAGGUGCCUGACGCCUACACUCGCCUGAUCCUGGACGUACUGCGUGGCAAGCAGGCCGCAUUCGUGCGUGAUGACGAGCUCCGCGCUGCCUGGAAGAUCUUCACGCCGCUGCUGAACGAGAUUGAGACGCAGAAGGUGAAGCCGCUGCCGUACGCGUUCGGCUCGCGUGGUCCUAAGGAGAGCGACGAGUUGGUGAACAGAGCCGGCUUCCAGUACCACCAUGGCGAGUACCAGUGGCAGCCGCGUGUACGCACCGCCAGUGCACUGUAG